CACACACCAGCAACAAGCAGAGGAGGUACCUGCACAGAGAGAAGAGACGGUCAGAACCAUGAAGAGCAUCCACUCCCUGGCUGGAAUCCUACUCCUCCUGGGCUUUGUCCACAGCAGCUGGCAGGUUCCUCUGCAAGAGGCCGACGACAGCUCCAGUUUGGAGGCCGAGGACACGUUAACAGACGAGCUGAGGCAGCUGCCCAGCAUGAAGAGACACUCCGAGGGGACGUUCUCCAACGACUACAGCAAAUACCUGGAGGACAGGAAGGCGCAGGACUUUGUGCGCUGGCUGAUGAACAACAAGAGGAGCGGAGCUGCAGAGAAGCGCCACGCAGACGGGACCUUCACCAGCGACGUGAGCUCCUUCCUGCAGGACCAGGCGCUCAAAGACUUUGUUGCCAGGCUCAAGUCUGGACAAGUCAGAAGAGAAUCUGAGCAGGACAGGUGGGGCGAGGCCAUCAGCAGGAGGCAUGUAGACGGCAGCUUCACCAGUGAUGUGAACAAGGUGCUUGACUCCAUGGCUGCCAAGGAGUAUUUACUGUGGGUCAUGACCUCCAAGCCCUCAGGGGAAAGCAAGAAGAGUGAAGUGGACCAAUGAGACGCUGCGGAAGGGACCCGUCUAUGUGCUGCAUGUGAAGCCAUACACAGGAGGAACAGGAAGCCAUUCUGCUUUGCAUGUUGACAUGUCAACGAUCUAUUUAAAUUUGUUUUUUACUUCUUGUGAUGCAAAGAUACAAAACAAAAAAAACGACUAGUCUUCUAUGAUGUUUAUGGAAAUGAAAUUUCAGGGCAUGUUUUUUCUACAAAAUUUAAAUUAUUGUCUAUAUUUUUAAAGUGAAAACAAGAACACAAAAAGCUAAAUCUCAGGUUAGUGGAAUAGAGAACACUUGUUGUG
This is a messenger RNA of Platichthys flesus (European flounder), 895 nucleotides long. Its product is annotated as glucagon-1-like. The transcript is spliced from 6 exons. Gene Ontology annotation, cellular component: extracellular region. Gene Ontology annotation, molecular function: glucagon receptor binding; hormone activity. Lineage: Eukaryota; Metazoa; Chordata; Actinopteri; Pleuronectiformes; Pleuronectidae. Gene Ontology annotation, biological process: response to starvation. The coding region runs from base 59 to 598 and encodes 179 amino acids. The record is from RefSeq and is a predicted model, not a curated record.